CAGCAAUACAAGACAAGAUCUCCAGGACUAAAACUGGGUUUCAUUCUUCAACAGCUGGGGAACAUGAAUGAAUGGCAGCUGCAAGCAUGAACAAAGUAAAGAUCUCCACUGCUGAAGUACUAGUCCUGUUACUGUUAUUAAGCACAGCUCAAGCCCUGCCCUGCCCUCCCUGUUAUUGUGAGCCGCUGGAAGACCACAGGGGAUGGGUAUUAGACUGCAGUUCUAUGGGGCUGAAGGAAAUGCCUCUCCUGUCGACAGAAGUAUGCCACUCUUGCCAUACCAUUAAAAUUCUUCAUUUGCAAAAUAACAGUUUGACCACAGUCCCUCCUGGUGCACUGGACAACUUAAUCUACCUGAAAGAAGUUGAUUUCUCUAACAACCCUUGGCACUGUGACUGCUCUAUUUUAUAUUUCAAGCAGUGGCUGGAAGACUUCAGCGUCAUGUCUCUUGCCAAUCUCAAAUGUGCAAGUCCAGCUUCUGUAAAGGCAAGAGCCUUGAGUCAGCUGAGUGGGAAUGAACUGGAAGCAUGUAGGAAGCCUCUCCCAAUCAAAUGCCUUGAUUUCUUUUGGAGAGACUUUGCUCUGAUUUUUGCGGCUAUAAUGGUCUUAAUUUUAGCAUCAUGCAUUCUGCGAUACUCUGAAAAGUUAGCUUCCCGAGCUGCCAGAAAGCAACAUUAUUCUGAAAUCCCACUGCUGUAGUUUCAUGACUCGGAAAAAUAGAACUUAAAAUAAGCGGCCGCAGUGAUUAAUAGCUCUUCAUUAAGAAUACCAAAGUCAUCCGUUAAAAAAUGUGGCAUUUGUGCAAGCAAUAAGCAUAUACACAGCCAUGGCUAAAUGUCCCAGUUGUAUUUUGUUUGUUCUUGUUAGUUACAUAAGAAUUCACACAGUGUAGUUAUUUUAUGUUGUCCCAAAUGGUAAUAGCCACACCCUACCCUCUCUGUGUCUGUGACCCAUUGGGGUGAAACCAAUGAUCAUCAAGUUCUGUUGGCUGUAUAAAUAGUUGUGUUGUAAUUAUUACUACAUGCUCUGUUACUGUAGCAUGGGGCAAUGGAAAUGUCCUUCUGUGCACCAUGGCUUUUGCUGCUGUCGCACUCAGCCAUAUGAACAUUCCCAAAGAGAGUGAAUAAUAUUACUCCUGGGCAAACAGAGCCUUGUAUAUGAAACAAAUACGAGUUAAAAUCUCCAAUUAAGUUGGUUAUUGGGUCAAAGAAUUUAAACUUUAACCUCACACUCUCACCUAAAUGAACUGGAUUAGAGAGCUAAAUUAGCAGUCAUAUCUCCAUUAUAUUGCAUCAUUUAUUAAUGUGCUAUAGCAAACUGUAUUAUAACCAGAGCUUGGAAAAGUUACUUUUUUCAACUACAACUCCCACCAGCCCAAUCCAGUGGCCAUGCUGGCUGGGGCUGAUGGGAGUUGUAGUUCAAAAAAGUAACUUUUCCAAGCUCUGAUUAUAACCAGAUCAAAAGCCUGCUGCACCAUCAAAUGAAUACUGGAGAUGGAAUUUAUGGUGCGUGUUGUAUAACAGUACAAAGUGUAUUAUAUAAUCCAUGACUAUAAUUCAGAAUAGGGAGUAAUGGUUCUAAUUUUACUAAGGGGAGUAUUUGUCUUUUAAGAAAAUGAUCACAUUUCAUGGUUUUGUCGCUGGAACCCCAGUACUUUUUACAGACGAGUCUUUAGCCCUUGCAUACUGUUGCUAGUAACUACUAAGACCAAUAGUAAUUUUGCUUGCAAUAACAUUAGCUAUGAAUUUACAGUUGUAACUGUCUGUACAUGCCUGCUUCAAGCCACCAGGAAGCCAUUUGUUUACUUAAUACGAUAUGUUGACCAAGGGGUUUGCUGAUUUA
Molecule: messenger RNA, 1841 nt
Organism: Rhineura floridana
Lineage: Eukaryota; Metazoa; Chordata; Lepidosauria; Squamata; Rhineuridae
Product: platelet glycoprotein IX-like
Exons: 2
Coding region: 72-698 (208 amino acids)
Source: RefSeq, a predicted model, not a curated record